AUGGCUUUUCCAAGGAAGCCCUUUGAAGAUCAUAAUCCGUACACCACAGGCCAAACCAACCAGCCUUUUACUUCUAAUUCGAUUCCUAACUCGUCCUCUACUUCGUCACCCAACGCGCCCCACAGAUCUACACUCUACGAUCCAGCCGGCGAGCAGCACAUGCGCCCAGAAUGGGGCGCGAAUUACAAAGACCUCCAAGCACACGCUGCGUGUGACUUCUGUUAUAGACCCUGUAGGCACUGCAGGCCAGAUACGUCUGAGGAAGCAACGACCAAACAAGAAGAGGGCGAUUCUACAAGCCCCGCCGCCGAACUCGAGCACAAAGUCAUGGCUACAGGUCCUGCCCCGAGUGAGGAUUUAAACAUCACCAAACAGCGUGAAGACUACAAGCAUAACUCACCUUCACUUGGUCUACACUCCGAAACACUUCGCCGCCCAUCCCCAACUCGCCUUCAUUCGACAACUCCGCCAGCCACUGCUCCAUUGUUACCGGAUCAACAAGCGAACUCGUCACCACAGGUUCACGAGCUAGACGUUGAAAAGAUCUGGUGGUCGGAAUUCGUGUCAAGAUACCUACAUGAGAAAGCCCAGGCCGAUCCAGAUGGCCUGACCGACGAUGAAAAGGCACGCUAUGUUGCUCAACUCAGCUUGACCAUAGAACGCAACAAAAAAGACAAAUACGACUACGCCAAUCUGUUCAACCAAGACGAACGCGACCUAUGGGACGACAAAGCUCUGCCCCGCGAUCUAAUUCGGAGGCUACACCGAUACAGAACGGAUCUCGAGCGCCUUCCACUUUUCGACGUCACGAUGGAAGAGGAUACAGAAACUAGAAUCGGUGACCACCCAGCGCUGCAGAAGUACUUAGAUUUAAUCGUUGAUCAGCUAUCUGACAGCGAGGAAGACGAGCUGGGGGUUGAUGAGUAUAGUGAUACUCAUAGCGAUUGGGGCAGUUUGUACACUGGCGAGGGCAAGACAGAAACGUGA
Molecule: messenger RNA, 987 nt
Organism: Dothidotthia symphoricarpi CBS 119687
Lineage: Eukaryota; Fungi; Ascomycota; Dothideomycetes; Pleosporales; Dothidotthiaceae
Exons: 2
Coding region: 1-987 (328 amino acids)
Source: RefSeq, a predicted model, not a curated record